Molecule: messenger RNA, 1224 nt
Organism: Panicum virgatum (switchgrass)
Lineage: Eukaryota; Viridiplantae; Streptophyta; Magnoliopsida; Poales; Poaceae
Product: inorganic phosphate transporter 1-2-like
Exons: 2
Coding region: 1-990 (329 amino acids)
Biological process (GO): transmembrane transport
Cellular component (GO): membrane
Molecular function (GO): transmembrane transporter activity
Source: RefSeq, a predicted model, not a curated record
AUGGCUGGCAGCCAUCACAUCGCCGGAUCCAGGGUGUCUAGCGUCUCAGACAACGACCCCGGCACGCCGAACAACAGGAACCUCGAAGGGGAAGUAAACCACCUGAAGAGGCGAGGAGGCGGCGCCAGAAUCGACGCCGAACACCGGAUCGCCUUCCUGUCGCCCUUUUUACUGUCGCCCUUUUUGCUGCACAAGGAGAUCCAGGACGAGGACGAGGAGGUGCAGCGCCAGGUGGUCGCCGGCGACACCUGGGGCCUCUUCUCGUCGCAGUUCGUGCGGCGCCACGGGCUCCACCUGCUGGCGACCACCAGCACGUGGUUCCUCCUCGACAUCGCCUUCUACAGCCAGAACCUGUUCCAGAAGGACAUCUUCAGCAAGGUCGGGUGGAUCCCGCCGGCGAGGACCAUGAACGCCAUCGAGGAGCUGUUCCGUAUCUCGCGCGCGCAGGCGCUCAUCGCGCUGUGCGGCACCAUCCCGGGCUACUGGUUCACCGUCGCGCUCAUCGACAUCAUGGGCAGGUUCUGGAUCCAGCUCAUGGGCUUCCUCAUGAUGACCGUGUUCAUGGUCGCGCUGGCGGUGCCGUACGAGCACUGGACGCAGCCGGCGCACCACACUGGCUUCGUGGUGCUCUACGGGCUCACCUUCUUCUUCGCCAACUUCGGGCCCAACAGCACCACCUUCGUCGUGCCGGCGGAGAUCUUCCCGGCGAGGCUCCGGUCCACGUGCCACGGCAUCUCCGCCGCGGCCGGCAAGGCGGGCGCCAUCGUCGGCGCGUUCGGGUUCCUGUACGCGGCGCAGGACCCCAAGAAGCCCGACCACGGGUACACGCCCGGCAUCGGCAUCCGCAACACGCUGUUCCUGCUCGCCGGCACCAACUUCCUGGGCAUGGUCAUGUCGCUGCUCGUGCCGGAGUCCAAGGGCAUGUCGCUCGAGGAGAUCGCCAAGGAGAACAUCAACGACGACGCCACCGAAGCUCCUGCCAGAGUCUAGCUAGAGACCUGCAGUUUCUGCAGGAAUGCGUCGUGAUACACGGAUGGUAUUACUGUUUAUAUGCUUGCCUCUGUCCUUUGUGUGGUUUACAUUAUACUUUACCUUGCGAUUUUUCUGCAUUUUGUGUGUAGUUUGAAACCAUUUUUUGGGUAAUACCUCAACCGAGAAUUUCAUUUGUGCUAAGUAUUUGUGUCUGGUUGGCCACUAUUCUCAAUAAAUAAUUUGGAAUUGCUA